AUGAAUGGGCACCAAUGGGGUAUUGUGAUGAGAAACAACGAUCUGCUCAACGGCAAAUUCUUUGAAGGGGGUGAUACUGAUGAUAAAAGGGCUGUUCUGACCAACAUCCAUCGAGCCAGAUAUACCGCAUUUGCCCUCAAGGAAAGAACCAUUCCUCACUACAGCAUCACUUUCGAGGUUAGGAAACCAGUCCCUUCCCAGUUGACAAAGCCUGAAGUCAAAUUCCGUAUCCCACGUUUUCAGAUCUGCGAUAGCUCCAGCGUCGCAGUGUUUGAGACUAAGAGUUCAAUCGCUGACUCAAUGGCGUCGAAUGGGUUCAGUCAGACCACUGUCGAAGCCGCUGCAGGUGGCGGAGCAUUCGGUGUGAGCGUGGGAGUAAAAGCUGGUGCCACGACGUCUGAAUCUAGCUCUUAUGCACAGUCAUCUGCCAGCGUUGAAAGCCUUCUGCAUGUGGUUUACUUGGUCCGAUUCUACCUAAUCUGUCUAAAGGAAUGGGAUAUCUAA
Aspergillus pseudonomiae is the source of this 504-nucleotide messenger RNA. RefSeq lists its product as uncharacterized. NCBI's taxonomy places the organism in Eukaryota, Fungi, Ascomycota, Eurotiomycetes, Eurotiales, Aspergillaceae. The coding region runs from base 1 to 504 and encodes 167 amino acids. The transcript is spliced from 4 exons. The record is from RefSeq and is a predicted model, not a curated record.